This is a messenger RNA of Cornus florida, 842 nucleotides long. RefSeq lists its product as uncharacterized. The record is from RefSeq and is a predicted model, not a curated record. Gene Ontology annotation, cellular component: chloroplast. Bases 78 to 614 code for a protein of 178 amino acids. Lineage: Eukaryota; Viridiplantae; Streptophyta; Magnoliopsida; Cornales; Cornaceae. The transcript has 3 exons.
UAAAUUGAAUUACAGCCUCAGACUCAGAGACAAUGAAUAGAAAGACAAAGAGAACAGCUUCAACUAUAAGGGAAUAAAUGGCCUUGAAUUUGAGUUCUCUUUCUGUUCACCAGAAGCUCCCAUUUCUGAUUCCAAAACACAAACAUCUCUUCAAACUCUACCACUCUUCAUCUUCUUUCACAACUGCUGCUCUAUCUGAAGGAACAGAAAGUGGAGUCACUGAGGAGGACCCUCCUUCUUACCCUGGGUCUCUGUCUUCUACUCGUUCACAGCUGGAUCUCUUGGAGCAACUCACUUCUGGGAGCUCAUUUGAUGAUGGUUAUAAAAGCGAUGGUGGCUCAGGAAAAUUAACAAUCCGUGAUCAGCUUGCACAAUUGGUUGGUAACAGGGAUGACAAUUUCGAUAUUCCGUUGGGUAAAAAUUUAAAGAAGGUCAGUCCUAAGUUCUUAACUAUCUCACAGAAGAGAAACAUAAGAAGGCAGGCUUACCUGAACGAAGUGUCUCAGAGGAAUGAUACAGUUUUCUAUGCCACCAUAGGAGCAUUUGUAAUUUUACCCCCUCUUAUCAUAUUAGGAAUUGCUAUAAUAACUGGUUAUGUGCAGCUUUUUCCGUGACAUACGUUAAUUAUAUUAUUAUAGAAAAAACACUGUUUCAUAGAUCAUUAUAUAAUCUUCAGGAUCAUACUAUCUAAAGUUUUCUUGAAAUCUUCUUCUUCAUGUAGACACGAGACAAAAUGUAAUGUCAAGAAUGCUUCAGCUUUUCCAUAUAUUACUAUAGAAAAUUCUACAAAAAAAAAUUGAUGGCAAAUCGUUUAUAUAUGCUCGUGGAUCUUCGCCAUUUUA